Messenger RNA from Rhipicephalus sanguineus (brown dog tick), 841 nucleotides. RefSeq names its product kelch-like protein 10. The coding region runs from base 58 to 789 and encodes 243 amino acids. The transcript has 5 exons. Gene Ontology annotation, molecular function: protein binding. The record is from RefSeq and is a predicted model, not a curated record. NCBI's taxonomy places the organism in Eukaryota, Metazoa, Arthropoda, Arachnida, Ixodida, Ixodidae.
UGCAGGGCGUACCACGGCGUGGCUUUGCUGCGCAAUCGGCUGUACGUGGUAGGUGGCAUGCGGGAGGCCUCGUACCUGCGCUCUUGCGACUGCUUUGACAUCGAGAGCUGCACGUGGCAGAGUUGUUCAACAAUGAACAUCGCGAGAGGCUACGUCUCCGCCGUGGCCCUAGAAGACUACGUGUACGCCGUCGGAGGCCGCAACGCCGGCGAGCGCACCGCCUCCGUGGAGCGUUACAACCCCCGCUCCAACCAGUGGACCCUGGUGUCCGCCAUGAAGAGGAGGCGAAGCGACGGAGCCGCUUGCGCCUUUAAAGGCAAGAUAUACGUGAGCGGCGGCUUCAAUGGUCAGAAGGUGCUGACCAGUGUGGAAGUUUACACGCCCUGCCACGACACGUGGUGCCUGGUGAAGCAGCUGCCAAGUCCACGCUGCAGCCACCAGAUGGCGGUGCUCGGCGGUCGCAUCUACGUAAUCGGUGGAUACGACGGCCGCCGACGGCUAAGCUCAGUUGUGUGCAGCGGAGACGAAGACGAGCCGCUUGUGUGGCGCUUUGCGUGUUCCAUGAGGAUCGGCCGCAGCACCUUCGCGGCAGCACUGUUCGACGGCGAUUUGUACGUCAUCGGCGGCUUCGACGGCACGGGCACCACAGCGGAGGUGGAGCGCUACACCCCGUCCUCCGACAGCUGGCGUCCCAUGGUGCCGCUUAAUGAAGCAGUCUCUGCCAUGGCCGCCUGCACAGUGAAGGGCCUCAACGUCUGCAGGCGCCUCUCCGCUAGCGCCGAGCGCUAGCCAUUGCGGCGGCGUCUUCGACGAAUUUGAAUAACAAUGCCUUUAUUUUUGU